Messenger RNA from Bufo bufo (common toad), 2701 nucleotides. RefSeq names its product tripartite motif containing 61 (gene TRIM61). The transcript is spliced from 9 exons. The record is from RefSeq and is a predicted model, not a curated record. Gene Ontology annotation, molecular function: zinc ion binding. The coding region runs from base 133 to 2022 and encodes 629 amino acids. Lineage: Eukaryota; Metazoa; Chordata; Amphibia; Anura; Bufonidae.
CGGUCACGUGGUGCGCGCGGCAGGAAGGAGUGCGUCUGGUUUGAUUGUUUUUCCUCCGUGAGGCGCAGUUACUUUCCGUUGUGCAGUGCGGCUCCGCAGGUCUUCCUAGUUCCUACCGAGUUGUCUGAGGAGAUGGAGGCCAGCCUGACGUGCGCCGUGUGCCUCGGAGUGUUCCGGGAGCCGGUGACGCUGCCUAGCUGCUCUCAUAACUUUUGUAAGAGCUGUGUGCUGGAGUGCGCCUCCCCGCUCGUGUGGACUGCGGCUCAGCCCAGGGCCGACCUCCAUACCACCGUCACCUGUCCGCUCUGCCGCAGGGUGAGCAACCUGGCCGGAGGUCUGGCAGCGCUGCCAGUCAACACCACGCUGGCCGAGGUCGUCAGGCUGAUCCCUCAGAGCAAAGCCCGGGAGAGACCGGGGGCGUGCGGUGGGAACCAGGACUGCGGGGUGUCCGGGAAGGAGCCGUGUGUGGAGCACCCGGAGCUCAGGCUGGAGCUCUUCUGUAAGAACUGCGAGCUGGCGUGCUGCGGCAAGUGCGUAUCCCUCCGCCACCAGGGCAUCUUCCACAGCGUCAACCUGCUGGACAUGGUCUUCCAGGAGGAGAAGCUUAUGUUUUUCAACAACUUAAAGACUCUGCGUGAAUUACAUGGGAAGCUCACCAAGGAAAUAUCCGAGGCAGAGAACAGCGCUGAGUCAAUUCUAAAAGCAAAUGAAGAUGCAGUCAUGUCCGCAUUUGAUGAAGUGCAGAAAGCUUUGGAUUUAAAAAAGCAGCAACUUCUGGACCUGGUUAAACAGCAGCAAAGCACCUCAAUAAAGCGGUUUGAAGUACAGAAAGUAACAAAAACUCAUAACAAAACUACAGUUGAAAGUCUCCUUAGUGCUUGUGAAACUGUUGUAGAUGAUUAUGAACCAAGAAGUUUCCUUCAGGUGGCUUGUGGCCUUAAUAAAAGGAUGAAAUCUAAUCUUGAACUUAUGCAGUUCUGUGGUGAUCACGGUGAAGAAGUCUUGAGAUUUGAACCUCAGUGUGUAGAUGUACAGGCUGUACUAGAUGCAGUUUCUGCCCUGAAAAUUACAAGCCCCUCCAAUGAUGUGCAUAAGCAAAAUGGAAGCUUUUCAUUUAGGUCUGUGUCAAGAAGUUGGAAUAAUGCAGUGAUAACUAAUAAGAAGUAUUCCCCUUUUCAGGAUCAAGAACUUACUUAUCUUCAAGGUCAAAUGCAAAAAAUGUCCAUACGCUUUGUAUGUAUCACAAAGAUGCCCGAGUAUCAGCACUUGAGCUAUGAGGAACUUCGUCUGAAGUAUUACGAGCCAUCUGUCUUACAAGAAAAAGAGGCAGUCUCUGCGCCUGAAAGACUAAGGCCAUUUGUUUGCAAUAAUGUUAAUAAUUUCACCUUCAAUAUGUCACUAACAAAUGGUGUAACAUUCACUGGCCUGAAAAGACAAGAGACCUUUGACAUGGAUUGUACAGCUUACGGUAAAGAUGUAUUCAAAGACAAAUCCACAAAAACAGACUCUGGGAAAAUGGGGCAAAAGGACAGCCAUAUUGCAUGUGCACAGAAAAAGGAUAAUCCAGUCAAGACUCAUGACUUUCCUAGCACUUCCUCAGGUGGACUGACCACUAACUUGUCCUCUGACGUUAAAGGGUGCAAAACCCCUAAACUCUGUGAUGCUACCAGCAGCAAAGCCUUGUUUCCAAAUUUUUGCUUUGGAAAAUCGGAUAUUGUAAUUGUACAGAGGCCUGCUAGGAAUGAGAAAUUGUAUAAAAAGCUGAGGUCCACAGCAAGCUUAGCAAAGAGUGCUGGGUCAGUUGUGACCGUGACUGCUGUGGCUGACAGAUCAACUAAUGUAUUUAGCAAUGGAGUUGGUAAUGCAGAAGAGAACAUGUCUGUCAAUUCCGCCUCCUCAGAAGAAUUUUAUGAUGCAAGUUCUACUAUAAAUCCAGCUGCGGAAGAGACCUGUGAACAGAGGAGCAGGCCUAACUCCACAGAAGGUGAUGAAUCGUCAACCUUACCAAGGAGUCCGCAUUAAUGCUGUUCCGCCAUUUGUGUGUCGUAGUAUAGUUAAUGACGGGGUGCCUCCAGUUAAAGUUUAGACUUGCCACAGUCCUGAUGAAGGAUUUGUCCUUGUGCUGGAACCCCUGUAUAUAACUGAUAAACCUUGUGCCCCAUGGAUAUAAGCAUUACUUACCAAAGCUUUACUUGCACUCCUAAAAGCUUGAAUGGGUCCACAGUGCUCACCAGCUAAAGUUCUCCCACCAAGGCAGGUUCUGCCAAGCUGGAGAGGUCUUCAGGUACUCCAUUUUCUGCUCAUUUACAAUUUCUCUUGUACAGCUUUGCUCUGAUCAAAACCUGACUGUGUAGGUAACCCUUGAGUCCAGGAAGAUGCAUAGAAAGUUUAGUGGGGUCUUCACCUCACAUUGUACAUUUACUUUAAAUGUUUUAGCUUUUCUGUGGCAAAAUGAAUGGAAGAAAAGUGCCACUCUGCUUCAGCUGUGAUCAAUGUCCAAAAUAACAGAUGGAUGUUUUAGUGCAAGUGAAGGUAAACUCCUAAAGCAAAAAACACCUUACUACUACAUCACUAUAUGCAGUGCUCAUCAGACUUUCACCUCCAAACUUUACACCGGAUCUGUUUGAUGUGCAAACACGUUCCCUGCAAACAUUGGAGUUGAUUAAGAAGAGGUCCAUUAUAUCUGACAUGACACUGCAAU